Molecule: messenger RNA, 1593 nt
Organism: Melitaea cinxia (Glanville fritillary)
Lineage: Eukaryota; Metazoa; Arthropoda; Insecta; Lepidoptera; Nymphalidae
Product: piggyBac transposable element-derived protein 4-like
Exons: 1
Coding region: 1-1593 (530 amino acids)
Source: RefSeq, a predicted model, not a curated record
AUGCAGGCGGCUCUACUCAACUACUGGAAAGAAAGGGACGCUGAAAGGCGUGCCCAAAUUCAAGCCCUCACACCUCAGUCAACCCAGGACAAGGAAAAUGUAGAUGGUAUUACAUCGUUUUGCUCGCACGUUGGGACAGUGCUAAAAAAACUUACUCCUGCUUUAAGAGUAGAAGCGAAAACUAAAGUAUUCAAUAUUUUAGCCGACUAUGAAUUAAGGAGCCUAAACAAACAUACUAGUGUUAGUGGUCUUAGUACUUCCUCAAGCAGUCCCCCUUUUGAUGAAAAUUCUUCAUCAAACCCUUAUUCUCCGAUAACUUCCGUCGCAUCACCGAUCAGUCCACUCUGUGGACCUACUGACUUAAGUAUUCCAAAUACAAUUAAACAAGCGAUUACCGACGAACAGCUGACGAGAAUAUUAGAAGAAAGUGAUUAUGAAGAAGAAAUUCUGUCAAAUUCAUCGGAUAGUGUGAAAAAUUUGUAUGAUGACGACAAUGUGGCAGAUCCAGAUUUUUUUCCAAGUGAGUCUCAGUUUAGAACACAGGCAAGUUAUGUACCUGCACUAUCGAAUUCAGAUUCCAGCGAUAGUGCUACUAGCGUUGCAAUAAACACAUCUGUUCGAACUCCGAGAAAUUCUGCUCCAAGAAUUUCUUUUUCAAGACCGACUACAGAUUACGACAUGAAACGACAUGACGAGAAUGAAGGUUGGUUCUAUGACAUCCAGCCAUUGCAUCGUGAAGAUUUUACUAGUGAAAGCUUUUUACAUAUUGACCAAAUUCCUGAAAAUGUCGAUGUCUUUACGAUAUUUCGCUUAUUGGUUGAUGAUGAAAUCCUGGACUUGAUGGUACAACAGACAAACUUGUACGCUGAGCAAUCUAUUGCUGCUACUCCUGGUGGUCGUUUGACUCGCUGGAAACCUGUUACCAGGGAAGAUAUAGAGAAAUUUAUGGGCAUUUACUUAGUGACUGGUAUAAUUAGAUUUCCAUCAUUAGAAAGUUACUGGAAACGAGACCUUAUUUAUUAUCAUCCGCUGAUGCACACGAUGAAAAUGUCAUACAAUCGUUUUGUUUCAAUAUUGCGUUGCUGGCAUUUUGUAGACAAUACGGCGGAAAGAAAUGAUCGUUUGUACAAGGUCAAACCAGUUAUAGACAUUGUAAUGAGAAACUGUAGAAAACUACUUACGCCAAAAGAUGUCAUUGUCGUGGAUGAGUCGAUAGUCCCUUUUCAAGGGCGAAUACUGUUUCGCCAGUAUAACCCAAAUAAAACCCACAAGUACGGCCUAAAGAUUUACAAGGCCACAACUGAUGAUGGGUAUGUUUGGAAAUACAAAGUGUACACUGGCCAGGAUCCCCAAAUUUCUAAUCUGGAUAAACCUGGAAGCGUCGUCGUUGAGCUGUAUGAAGAGCUUUUGUGCCAAGGGAGAAUGGUUAUAGCAGAUAAUUGGUAUACAAGUAUACCAUUAGCUGAAUACUUGCUCAGUCGCAAGACAAAUCUUUGUGGCACUUUGCGAAAAAACCGCAAACAUCUGCCGUUAUUAGUCAAGAAAAGAAGCUCAAAAGUGGACAGCAUAUCGCCGCUCAGCGGAAUAAUAUAA